AUGGCUCGGAAGCGAACUCUGGAGGAUGUGAUUGACCUCACGAGUACCACCCCUGACCGUUGCAGUCGGGCCUCCAGCCAUGCAGAGGUCGUUAAGCACGUACGAAUUGACAAGGUUGCAGUUGCAGAGAGUACUUUUCAUAAGCUGAUGCAGGCUGCCCAAAAACUACCCACAUCGACUUCUAAGGAGACGAAGACCAUGGCUGCUAGCAGGCCCCUGCCAGAGCCCAGAUGCAAGUACUGUGGCGAGCGCAGUGUGUCCCUCAAUGACCCCUGGGUGCGGUCCUUCACCGACUGCAGUGCCUGUGGGGGCAGUGUGUGUAAUAUAUGCUCUAAUUUCCUCAGGGAGGUGCCCUUGAACAGUGGAGAUGCCUCGAAGCUCAACUGGGGCCUCGUCGAGCAGUGGCAGUAG
Molecule: messenger RNA, 411 nt
Organism: Perkinsus marinus ATCC 50983
Lineage: Eukaryota; Perkinsozoa; Perkinsida; Perkinsidae
Exons: 4
Coding region: 1-411 (136 amino acids)
Source: RefSeq, a predicted model, not a curated record